GGAUUUAGUGUGGUGGCGAGUCGAUAUUGGACCUACCAGACUUGGCAUCGCCAACUUUUUCCGACAUUGACAUCUUCCCCGUGCGUUGAUUGAAACAUCCGCCACUGCUCGUUUCGACCAGAGAUAUUUGCUCUCCCAGGGAUUGAACUUCGAAAACUAGUGCUUGAAAAGCCAGACGAGUCUCUUUGCCCCAGCCAUCGAAUAUCUUCAUUCGACUCUUGUUACUCUCGUUACAGUCACGUCACAAUGAAGCAGGAGCAGCACGAGGUACUGAGCACAGACCACGUGAAACUCUGCGUCAAUACAUGGCCGGCGCGGCCGAGCUUCGACGGUGGAGAGUACGAGCAGCAGAAGAAGCAGGCGCUGCUGGCGGUGAUCGUGCACCCCUACACGCGCAUGGGUGGCUCGCAGGCCGUCACGCAGGGGCUUGCGGAAAGCCUGUGUCUGCGCGGAUUCAAUGUGGUGACGUUUGAUCUGAGGGGCGCAGGCAAGUCAACGGGGCAUGCAUCGUUCACAGGGGAGCCCGAGGUGGGGGAUGUGAUGGCCGUGUGCCGGUGGGCGGCGGACAAGUACAGCCAGAGAAUACUGCUGGUGGGGUCCUCGGCAGGAGCGCCCAUUGCUGGCUCUGCGCUGCCGCACUGCCCUCAAGUGGACCUGUACGUGGGCAUCGGCUACACGUUCGGCAUCUUCUCCUCGCUGCUCUUCGGCUCGCACUACGCCCCCGUGCUCGCGUGGGCGGGCCCCAAGCUGUUCAUCAUGGGCGCCAAGGACGAGUUCACCACCAAGAAGCAGCUGGAGGCGCGCGUGGCAAAGGCGCAGGGCGUGGCGACAACCGCCAUUGUGGAGGGCGUGGGACACUUUGGGCUCGAGGGCCCGGCGUAUGACCAGGAGGUGGCCAAGAUUGUGGGGGAGUUCGUGGCUGAGCAGCCCCAUGGCGGGGUUGGAGGAGGGCCUGCUGCUGGUGGAGCGGGGGCCGACGGUGAGAAGGAUGCGGCCAAAGAGGGCAGCAGCUAGGUGUUCAGGGCGAGGGCACGGCGCAUGACGUGGAAGAGCCAAAGAUUGUUGGGAAGUUUGUUACCGAGCAGCCCCAUGGCGGGGUUGGAGGGGGAGAUUAGAAAAAGUAGCUAGAAACGGGAUUAAUGAUUUCAGGUAGUGCUACGAUGGCAUUGGUUUUGGACACAAGCUUUUCAUUAGGCUGCUCUUUGGGUACCAUAUAAGGUUAGGUAAAUAGUUGUAUUGUUCAUGUGUUUACAACAUCGUCAUUUUAGUUGUGCAAUUCAGU
Closterium sp. NIES-67 is the source of this 1282-nucleotide messenger RNA. The record is from the annotation of a GenBank genome assembly. Lineage: Eukaryota; Viridiplantae; Streptophyta; Zygnematophyceae; Desmidiales; Closteriaceae.